AUGAAGCUGAAAGCAGGAGUGGUUCUUCAUUAUUUGUUCCUGGAUAAUGCUUACUGUCUGAUGUCAAUAAAAAAUGCCAAGAUUUUAGUGGAGUAUUUCAAGAUGCUGGAUGUCCACAACAAGAGCUCCCUUAAUGAUAUCCAGUUUUAUCAUUUUCUCCACUAUACAACGGAUCUGUCAGACAAGGACAUCAUGUUGAUCUUUGACAUGCUGGACUGGAAUGCCAGUGGAGAGACGGGAUUUGAGGAGUUUUACAUGCUAGUCUGCAUCCUGCUUGCUAAUCAGAACAACGUUGAGAAGCAGUUCAUCUCGCGCCACUCCCGUCCAGUGUUUGAGCUCAUCGACAUGGACGGGGGACACACCAUCAGCCCUGCCGAGUUCCAGGCCUCAGGAUUCCUCUUCAACCUCAAAGGACACGCUCUCAACCAGAUCUCCUAUGACUUUGACGUCUCGGGGGACGAGAACCUGAGCUACAAGGAGUUUAAGAUGUUCGCCAUGGCUUGCAUUGACAAGCAAGAGCAGACAAAGAGGGAGAAAAAGAAAAAAAGAAAGAGAAAAGCACACUGAGGAGCCUGGGAGCACAUCUAGUGAACAGGGCUAACACAUAAGAGACAAGCCACAAACCUGCCCCCGCCAGAACAAAGAGUUUGGAGGAGGAUACAUUAGCCCAACCAGUCUGGUUAAUGAAAUACAGAUUACAAAUGACAUCUCGGUAGAUUUUAUAUAAGCACAUGCAGAGCUUUAAUAAACAACCAGAUGUUUCUGAUAUUUCUGAUAAAAGAUCUUAUAUUUUACUUUUUUGUGCUUCAAAAUAUCUCCAGUGAGUCUGUGUGUGUGUGUGUGUGUGUGUUUAAACACACUUAUGCUACUUAAUACAAUGAAUACCUAUGACAGGGGUGCAUUUGGAAAAAACAAAAACAAACAAAAGAAAAACCUUUGGGUAAGGAAACCUGCUAAUCUUUAAGGUAUCAGUCUCAACACAAUUGCCUGUCUGAUAGAUAAUUAUUAUUACUAUUAUUUUUUAAAAGAAAACA
This is a messenger RNA of Acipenser ruthenus (sterlet), 1034 nucleotides long. Its product is annotated as EF-hand calcium-binding domain-containing protein 9-like. Gene Ontology annotation, molecular function: calcium ion sensor activity. The coding region runs from base 1 to 567 and encodes 188 amino acids. NCBI's taxonomy places the organism in Eukaryota, Metazoa, Chordata, Actinopteri, Acipenseriformes, Acipenseridae. The transcript is spliced from 4 exons. Gene Ontology annotation, biological process: flagellated sperm motility. The record is from RefSeq and is a predicted model, not a curated record. Gene Ontology annotation, cellular component: cytoplasm; sperm principal piece.